UGAUAUAUGGGGUCAAAUAAAACAGCAGCUACACAAGACAUUUUCAUAAGGCUCACGUAGCCUUAUCCUUUCAAAUCUUUCUCCGAAUCUCAAUCAUAGAUAUAACACUAGAGAUUGUACAAGUUAUGAGACAGCCACAUGGAAAUAAACAAUGACGAGCAAGACUUUUGCUUCUCCUAUGUUCAUCUUCUUUUGGCUUUUGAUGAUUUCCAUCAUUUUAGUCCAACCAGCUCUCUCUGGACGGACACUUGGCAGCAGCGGUGGUGACGGCAUGAUUGGAGUCGAUCCAGGUCGUGCUCCCAAGGCAACUGGUACAAGUUCUCCUACUAACUCUGCUCCUAAAGCUGUAGGCCGUGGACCCAUAGGUUAUAGGCCAUUACACAGGCCUCCAAUUUGCAACAGACCGUUUUACAGUCGCUGCAUCAUCCCACCAAAAAGACGAUGUAGUUAUUAUAACCGUUGCCGACCCCCACUCCCACCAAAAUAAAGUUGCCAAUCAAAGUGGACUCGACCCGAUCAACCCCUACUAAUAAAGUUGGACUGAUACUGCUCCAACCGCAGCUAAGCUCAUAUAAUACUGAGCCGACGCAAUGGAAAUAUACGUAUGGAUAAGACGUUUUGGGAAUGUUUUUAAAAAAGUUUACAAUAGUGUGAAAAACUUUUAAUGUAGAUGAUUAGAUAGUGUGAAAAACUUACUGUCAUAUUAUAUUUAAAAUAUUUAAUUAUGAAAAAACGGUAAAUUCGUACAGACCUACAUUUCAAGUGUUUGUAAAAAAUUAAAUAUAUGAAGAGAUUGUAUAUGUGUUGAUUGUAAUUUAGUAAAUUCUUACACAUGCAUAAGCUCUCAAACUACUUAUUUUACUAAAUCAUUCUUCAUGAUAAUAUUUGGCCUUCACAUUUUUCUAUCUAUAAUGGAUAAAAAUGUGUUUUGACAAGAGCUCUUGUAGUUUGGUAUGUCAUAAGUACACCUAAUGGUGAUAUAAAUCAAGUUUAGGGGUUUAUAUUCUCAACCUAGAAGAGGAGAUAGCUUUAUCUAAAAUAUGAAAUUUCUCGUUUGGUCCAAACUUAAACUUUGUGAAGUUUGGUUACAAAUUCCAAUUGACGUUGGUAACUGGAUGAAAUCUCUGCAUGGGUACAUCUUAUUGACCA
Messenger RNA from Coffea arabica (coffee), 1149 nucleotides. NCBI's taxonomy places the organism in Eukaryota, Viridiplantae, Streptophyta, Magnoliopsida, Gentianales, Rubiaceae. The record is from RefSeq and is a predicted model, not a curated record.